AUGAGCCUUAUUUGGCUGUUGACUCUUGCGUUGUGCUAUACUGCACAAACGGCACAAGCACUUAGCUGCUGCUGUCAGCCAAUAUGUAUGGUCGCUCGUAUCACCAGUAACGGGGCAGGCUGCGGACCUAAGCCAGCACCUGCACCAUCAUGCCCACCAUGUCCUCCAGCUCAGUGUCCGGCUCCACCGCCAUGCCCUGCUGCUCCUCCACCACCUCCAUGUCCUCCACCACCCCCA
This is a messenger RNA of Enterobius vermicularis (human pinworm), 237 nucleotides long. NCBI's taxonomy places the organism in Eukaryota, Metazoa, Nematoda, Chromadorea, Rhabditida, Oxyuridae. The record is from the annotation of a GenBank genome assembly.